This is a messenger RNA of Pseudomyrmex gracilis, 6634 nucleotides long. RefSeq names its product mucin-12-like. The coding region runs from base 290 to 5485 and encodes 1731 amino acids. NCBI's taxonomy places the organism in Eukaryota, Metazoa, Arthropoda, Insecta, Hymenoptera, Formicidae. The record is from RefSeq and is a predicted model, not a curated record. Gene Ontology annotation, cellular component: extracellular region. The transcript has 6 exons. Gene Ontology annotation, molecular function: chitin binding.
AGGACUUACUCCCUCUCGAGAACGUGCCACGGAUCGGCAACUGAUUUUCAGAAAAGUUGUUGACACUCUGUCGGACGGUUGUUUCUCUAUCACGUUUCAAAACGCUCAAAACAAAGUUUAACCAAACUCAAGUUCCGAAGGACCAUCGGGAAGAAGAAAGAAGACCUCUCUCUCUUCCGAAAAACGGAAAAAUUAAUUCCGUGAUGACGAACGUGAACGGCUAAAGGGCGACCGAAGGAAUAAUUCUUUGCCUUUGAAGUGCAUUGAAAUAUAAAAUUGCAAAUAAAAGAUGUGGCAGGUUCCAUCGACUUUUAGCGUUUUAAUGAUACUGAUUGUAACAAGACUGACAGAAGCUGACUAUUACAAAUAUGAUCAAAGUCAGUAUCGGGAGAGUGUUACUCCUUUCAAGUGUACAGAACAGGGUUAUCAUCCCGAUCCACGUGACUGUAAGGUUUACUACAGAUGUGUGGAUUGGGGUAAUAGCGGUCCGCUGACGACCUUCAAGUUUGAGUGCGGAGUAGGCACAGUAUUUUCAAAAGACAAGGGAGAUAUCUGCACACAUCCGGACGAUAGCGGACGACCUGAAUGUGCUGGAUCCGAAAAUGAACUCGACUCAAAUUUGAACGAAAAUCCAGAAAAUCCUUCUCCAAUAUGGACAACAGAAAGAACAACUACACGACCUAAACCGGUCACGACGCAAGAUUCCGAGCGAUCUACAACCACAUCUGGAAUUAUUACAACAACUAAAAAAUCAGAAACACCGCAGUCAUCAACUGCAGACCAAUCGGACAAUGCUAUUAGCAAUUGUAAAAAUAAAGUCCAAUGCUCACAAGAAGGAUUUUUAGCCGACAGCUGUGAUUGUAAAAAGUUUUAUAGAUGCGUAGACAAUGGCUCCGGAAAAUUCAUAAAAUAUGAUUUUACAUGCGGCGUAGGAACAGUUUGGGAUCCAAAGAUUCAAGGAUGCAAUCACGCCUGGGCUGUUCUGAGAAAAGAUUGUAGACAAAGCUUGGAAAGUGGAAAUGAUGUCGAUACUGGCGGACAAUGGAAUGGAGAUAAUAAUGGACAAUGGAACGGAGAUACAGGAGAUAAUGGUGGACAGUGGAAUGGUGAUAACAGUGGAGACGAAUGGAAUGGAGAUAUUGGCGGGCCGAACCAGCCAGGACAACCUGGAGAUCCUAAUGGUCAACCGGGACAACCAGGCUCUCCAGGUUAUCCAGGAAUAUCGGGAUCUCCAGGAAGUCCAGGAACACCAGGGUAUCCAGGAACACCCGGAUCUCAAGGAAGUCCAGGUACUCCAGGAAGUUCAAACUCUCCAGGUUAUCCAGGAACAUCGGGAUCUCCAGGCAGUCCAGGAAGUCCGGGCACGCCGGAAAGUCCGGGCACUCCAGGUUAUCCAGGCACUUCGGGAAGACCAGGCAUGCCAGGAAGACCAGGCACACCGGGAAGUCCAGGAACACCGGGAAGCCCAGGAACAUCGGGUAGUUCAGGCUCACCAGGUUAUCCAGGAACACCGGGAUCUCCAGGCAGUCCAGGCUCACCAGAUUAUCCAGGAAUAUCGGGAUCUCCAGGAAGUCCAGGAACACCAGGGUAUCCAGAAACACCGGGAUCUCCAGGAAGCCCAGGCACAUCGGGAAUUCCAGACACACCAGGAAGCUCAAGUUCUUCUCCUGACAUUUCAAACUCUUCUGACAAUCAAACAUUAACAGGUUCUUGUAAAAAAGAAGGCUUCUUUGGUGAUCCUAAUGAUUGUAGCAAGUUUUAUAGAUGCGUCGGUGAUGGCACGUCUUUCACAAAAUAUGAAUUUCAAUGUGGAAUUGGAACAGUGUGGGACUCAUCUGUUCAGAGUUGCAAUCAUGCUUAUGCAGUACCACAAUGCAAUCAACAAAGUAGUAUAGUUACACCUACACCUGAUACAUCACUAAAUGAAAUAGAAAACACUCCAGGAAGUUCAAGCUUGCCGAGCUAUCCGGGAACAUCAGGUACACCGGGAAGUCCAGGUACACCAGGAAGUCCAGGCACGCCGGGAAGUCCAGGCACACCAGGUUAUCCAGGCACUCCAGGAAGACCAGACACAUCAGGAAGUCCAGGCACGCCAGGAAGUCCAGGCACACCAGGAAGUCCAGGCACGCCAGGAAGUCCAGGCACACCAGGUUAUCCAGGCACUCCAGGAAGACCAGGCACAUCAGGAAGUCCAGGCACACCAGGAAGUGCAGGCACGCCGGGAAGUCCAGGUACACCGGGAAGUCCGGGCACGCCAGGAAGUCCGGGCACGCCGGGAAGCUCAGGCACACCAGGUUAUCCAGACACUCCGGGGAGACCAGGCACACCAGGAAGUCCGGGCACACCAGGAAGUCCAGGCACGCCGGGAAGUCCGGGCACGCCGGGAAGUCCGGGCACGCCGGGAAGUCCGGGCACGCCGGGAAGUCCGGGCACGCCGGGAAGACCGGGCACGCCGGGAAGACCAGGCACACCAGGAAGUCCAGGCACACCGGGAAGUUCAGGCACACCAGGAAGUCCAGGCACUCCGGGAAGACCAGGCACACCAGGAAGUGCAGGCACACCAGGUUAUCCAGGCACUCCGGAAAGACCAGGCACACCAGGAAGUGCAGGUACACCGGGAAGUCCAGGCACGCCGGGAAGACCAGGCACAUCAGGAAGUCCAGGCACACCAGGUUAUCCAGGCACUCCGGGAAGACCAGGCACACCAGGAAGUGUAGGCACACCGGGAAGCUCAAGUUCUUCUCCUGACAUUUCAGAUUCUUCUGAUAAUCAACCAUUAACAGGUGCUUGCAAAAAAGAAGGCUUUUUUGCUGAUUCUAAGGAUUGUCAAAAGUUCUACCGAUGCGUUGGAGACGGAACGUCUUUUACAAAGUAUGAAUUUCAAUGUGGCACUGGAACAGUUUGGGACUCAUCUCUUCAAACUUGUAAUCAUGCGUAUGCUGUAUCUCAGUGUAAUCAACAAAGCGGUGUAGUCACUACACCUGACACGUCACUAAAUGAAAUAGAUAAUACUAAUAUACCAGAUACGAGUAUAUUGCCCCCAGUGCAAUCUCCAGAAAGCUCUACUAUUCUAUCAACAUCUUCCGAGUCUAAUAUAGAUUCAACUCAAGGUAGCAUUUCCAUUACGCCAUCUCAAACGUCAAUUUCGUAUCUGCCACCUACGACUAGUUCUCCAUCAACAACACAAGUUACCGAAUCUAUUUCUUAUUUACCUCCUACAACUCAAAUGAGUACUUCCGUAUCUUACUUACCACCUUCAAACAGUAUUACAACAAGUAGCACAUCACCUGGAUCAACACCUGGAUCUGUUUCAUAUUUGCCACCUGACGCUAGUGCAACUGAAAAUGCGGAAUCUACAAGUACUUUACCAAGUUCUUCAUCUCAAGGCGGAAAAUUUGAAUGUAAUAAAGAAGGUUUCUUUCCAAAUCCCGAUGAUUGCAAAAAAUUCUAUCGCUGUAUACAAAGUCAAUCCGGUUAUCAGAAAUACGACUUCCAGUGUGGUCCCGGUACAGCAUGGGAUCAAAGUAUACAAACGUGUAAUCAUAUUGAACAAGUAGCCUCAUGUUCUACGACUAACAACGAAAUUGAUCAAAGUUCCAAACCUAUCACCUCUAAUUCUCCAUCUGAAUCUACUGCUACGAGUAGCACUUCAGUUAUUGAAUCUAGUCAAACCACUGCGACUACAUCAGUUUCAAUCACUACAGAAAGUACUACAAUUGCUAGUACUACAGAUGAAACAUCUAAAAAACCAUCUACACCAGAAACAAAUAAAACGGAAAUUUCGUCAACUGUAACGACGUCUGCUACUAGUAGUAGUGAAACAUCUGUUCCAGAAAAACCAGAAGAAAUUCAAACGCCAGAAAGCUCCAGCAUGGAAAGUUCAUCCGAAUCUUCAUCCGAAUCUUCAUCUUCGUCUACGUCUGAAUCAAGCGAAGAAACAUCUUCGUCUACCGAAUUGCACAUGCCGGAUUGUACAACACGAAAGCCUAACAAUACGAUAGUGUGCAACCAACAAGGAUUUUAUCCACAUCCAACUCGAUGUGAUAAGUUCUACCGAUGCGUCGAUAAUGGCAACGGUUUUAACGUGUAUCACUUUGACUGUGCACCAGGCACUAUUUUUGAUCCUAGCAUCAGCGUAUGUAAUUAUCCUGAAUCCGUAUAUCCUGCAAGAGAUUGUACAUCUGGAGAUGCCGCGUCUACAACUCCAAGCAGUGCUUCGGCGGAACCCACAGCUCAAUCUACAUCAACAGAGGCAACUACUGCGCAAAGCGAAACUCAACAAACGGAAGAAAGCACAACUACAGAAUCUGAAACGACGGAAGAAAGCACUACCGCUUCUAGCACAGAAUUAACAACGUCCGAAAUAUCAGAGGUUACAGAAAGCACUGAGUCUACGAGCGAAUUAACUACUGCCGUAACAGAAACUGCUACUGGCACUAUUGAAGAGACUACCGAAACUACAACAGAAUCGAUGGUAUCUGAAACAUCUACUACUGAGUCUCAAGAACAAUCCACGACGGAAUCUCAGGAGCAAGAAUCAUCGAGCGCGGAAACUCAAUCGACAACAGAGUCUCAAGAACAAUCGACAACAGAGCUUCAGGAACAAUCCACUACACAGUCUCAAGAGCAAUCGACAACAGAGUCACAAGAGCAAUCCACAACAGAGUCUCAAGAACAAUCGACAACAGAGCUUCAGGAACAAUCCACUACACAGUCUCAAGAGCAAUCGACAACAGAGUCACAAGAGCAAUCCACAACAGAGUCUCAAGAACAAUCGACAACAGAGCUUCAGGAACAAUCCACUACACAGUCUCAAGAGCAAUCGACAACAGAGUCACAAGAGCAAUCCACAACAGAGUCUCAAGAACAAUCAACCACUGAAUCAGAAUCAACGACGACGGAACCAGGAGCCGCAACACCUUGCGCUAUAGGUAAUCUAACUGACGAUCAAAUAGCCUUAGUUUGUCCUACCGGAUUCAGAAGACAUCCAAAAUAUUGCAAUCUUUUCUACCAAUGUACAUCCGAGGGAAACAUGGAAAUUAAGAUACUCGUAUUAACCUGUCCCGAGAACACUAUCUUCGACGAGCAAAAAAUUCAAUGUCUACCCGAAGACAGAAGCAGUCAGCCGUGCACAGGCGCCAGAGCUAGUGCCAGAUUUUACAGAAGACUAGAAGAUAACGACAUAUCUCCCAUGAAGGUGUCAUCGAAUGUGCUUUGUCCGUCGGAAGGACAUUUUCCUCAUCGGCAAGGUUGCAGUAGCACUUUUUACAAAUGUAAACGCGACGUUCAAAAUACUUUACAAGGAUAUCUCUACAAAUGUCCCGAGGACUUUGUUUACUGGUCGGUAUCGAGAAGAUGCGAACGUGCAACGCGUCUUCCCAUGUGUUCGCACUUGGCGUACAGAAACAAAAUCAACUGGAACGACCAAUGGCAAAUACCAAUAGAGAACUUCAAUCUUUCCGCCAGAAUGUUGCGUUACUUUUAAAUCGAUAACACUGCCUCUUUUGUCUUCAGAUUCACUUAUUAAGUAUAAUUCAUAAGUUUGCCAUAGAUAUUUAUAUAGAAACCAUAAAUCCUCAGGUUAGUUACUUAAAAUUACAAAACAAUGUAAUUGAUGGAAAUAAUUGAGUAUCUUGUAAGAAAUUUUAACAAGACUGCUUUUAGUGCGAACUAGCGUUGAAUUGUUGCGCUAGAUAUACGCGAAUAAAUGUCUAAAUAUUUGAUCGAUAUUAUCACUUUCACACUGUUCAUGAAAUUUCCAUGAAUGUAAAUUUUUCUGACAAAGUGGAAAAAAGCUUUUUUGUUUUGAUCUUAUACCGAUACAGAGAUUUAUUUCCAUUGGUGCAAUAUAUGUUACGAUUUUUAUCAUUUUUAUGAUUUUUACUUUUUUACAACAUGGCUGUUGAAGAUCAUUCUCUAUAUCAAAUAUUUUAACACUGGAUCUUCGACAGCCAUCUUGAAGUAGUGAAUAUUUAAAUAAUUAAAUGAUCAUAGAAACUUUCAAUUCACAGUAAUCAUAUAUGAUAGCAAGUGAAUAAUUAAUUCAAAACAAAUUUGACUAUUUGACGCAGCAAGUCGACUGGAAGACAUAGUUGAUCGAAACUAUGCUUUUUUUUAUUAACUAGAAUAAGAUGUUAUUUAUUUUGCAAAUAUUUUGUGUAUACUUUUCGAAAAGUUUUACUCAUUAUCAUAUCAUUUAAAUAUAUAAAACAAAAUCAUUUACCAAGAUAAAACAAAAAGUAGAGAAAAAGCAUUAUAGUAAAAAAAUAAAUAAAUAGAUUCUGUCGGAUUAUCAAAACUUUGUUAUUUGCCACACAUGUACGUCACUAUGUGAUAUUUCUACACUGAGGAUGGUUGCAAGACUUGUAUGCAAUAUUUUGUGUAUGUAAAAUUAAUGUAUUUCUAUUCAUAUAUUACACUACCAAAAAAAAUGUUUGAUUUUUUUGCUGUUUGUGUGUGAGAUGUUUAUGAAAAAAGAUAUAAUAAUUAGAAUCUUCUCCGAUAUUUAUCCUAUCUUAUUCAAGUUUCUAAAUUCUGUGUAUAUAGGGUAACUUCGGUAUAUAAGUCGCACCUAUCGAAAACUUAAUUUAUCAAAUAGUAUUUAUAAUGUUAAAGACAAAUUAACUAUAUCAAU